UACUUGUGUUUAAAUUAUAUAAACUAGUAAUAUUCUCGAAGUAACCACACACCAGCCAUCUACGAAACAUGAGGGUUCUAUUCGUUUUGGUUUUUAGCUGCUUGUUGGCAACAUGCUUUGCAGAUGACCUCGACGAUUAUGAAAUCAACAACAACACAUUUUCAGAGGAUUUCUUAUUCGGAACGGCAACCUCAGCAUAUCAAGUAGAAGGAGCUUGGGAUGAGGAUGGCAAAGGCGAGAACAUUUGGGACCGAUUGACGCAUACUACCGAACUAAUUAAAGACAAAAGCACUGGAGACAUUGCCUGUGACUCUUACCACAAGUACAAGGAAGAUGUAGCUCUGCUGAAAGAUUUAGGAGUGUCCCAUUAUAGGUUCUCUCUAUCAUGGUCUAGAAUUUUGCCAACAGGUUUUGCAAACAAGGUAAACACUGCCGGAGUGACUUAUUACAAGAACCUCAUAAAGGAGUUAAAGGAUAACGAUAUCGAACCCUUCGUGACUAUUUUCCACUGGGAUACUCCUCAGCCAAUUCAUGAUGCUGGCGGCUGGACCAGCGAAUUCGUCGUGGAUUGGUUCGCCGACUACGCAAGAGUCGUCUUUGAGUUGUUCGGCGAAGACGUCAAAUACUGGCUCACAUUCAACGAACCCAAACAGACUUGCCACGAAGGCUAUGGAUCAGCGAAGAAGGCACCCGCCAUUUCGUCUCCAGGAGUAGGAGAAUACCUUUGCACGCACAACCUGCUCAAAGCACACGCCAGAGCCUGGCACAUUUACGACGAAGAGUUUAGGUCCACCCAAAAUGGUAAAAUUUCUAUCGUCAUCGAUACACCAUGGUACGAACCAGCUACUGAAGAUGAUGAAGACGCUGCUGAAAGGAAACGACAAUUUGUUUUCGGUUGGUAUGCUAACCCCAUUUUCAACGGUGACUACCCAGAGAUCAUGAAGACUCGCAUUGCUGAAAGGAGCGAGUUGGAAGGAUUCGGAGAAUCUCGCCUGCCCGCCUUCACGAAAGAUGAGAUAGACUACAUCAAAGGAACCUACGACUACUUGGGGCUCAACAGUUACUCCAGCUAUAUGGUGAAGACCGACCCCGAACCAGAUAUCGGCAGCCCCAGUUGGGAUGACGACACCGGUAUCUACGAGUAUCAACUGGACGAUUGGAUACCAGCUGCCUCCGACUGGGUUAGGGUUACUCCUUGGGGAAUGAGAAAAUUACUUGCUUGGGUAAAAAAGACCUACAAUAAUCCGGCCAUCAUUAUUACAGAGAAUGGAUUCUCAGAUGAUGGUACUUAUGGUGACGACGCGACCAGGAUUCUCUACUACCAGACUUAUCUAAGUAACGUAUUGGACGCUAUAAUAGAGGAUGAAGUUAACGUUUUCGGUUACACUGUAUGGAGUUUGCUAGACAAUAUGGAAUGGAUGGUUGGAUAUACUGAGAAGUUCGGUCUCUACCAAGUAGAUUUCAGCAGCAAAAACAGAACAAGAACUGCCAAGCCUUCUGUGGACUAUUAUAAAAAGGUCAUACAAACUCGCUGCCUAGUAGACACAUGUGAAACUGAUACAAAAAAGCGUUAGAAUAGUUUUGUUCAAUUCGAUGGUAAAUAAAUGUCUUGAAAGUUA
This is a messenger RNA of Anoplophora glabripennis (Asian longhorned beetle), 1619 nucleotides long. Its product is annotated as myrosinase 1. The record is from RefSeq and is a predicted model, not a curated record. NCBI's taxonomy places the organism in Eukaryota, Metazoa, Arthropoda, Insecta, Coleoptera, Cerambycidae. Gene Ontology annotation, molecular function: beta-glucosidase activity. The coding region runs from base 69 to 1574 and encodes 501 amino acids. The transcript is spliced from 9 exons. Gene Ontology annotation, biological process: carbohydrate metabolic process.